Molecule: messenger RNA, 5206 nt
Organism: Corythoichthys intestinalis (scribbled pipefish)
Lineage: Eukaryota; Metazoa; Chordata; Actinopteri; Syngnathiformes; Syngnathidae
Gene: pcdh12
Product: protocadherin 12
Exons: 5
Coding region: 424-3873 (1149 amino acids)
Biological process (GO): homophilic cell-cell adhesion
Cellular component (GO): plasma membrane
Molecular function (GO): calcium ion binding
Source: RefSeq, a predicted model, not a curated record
AUAGCAUCCUGCCCACCUGCUCCUCUAUUGGCCGAGCUCAGCAGCUUGCGGAUACUCACUUCCAAACUUCCUCAGUAAGGGAAAAACUUUCCAGCGGUGAGGAGGAGGAUGAAGUGUGCAGCGGAAUGGUGGGAGCAGCUGUUGGAGUGAACGCCAAAAUGGAAAUUAUUAUCUUCUGCACUUAAAGUGAACCUGCAUCUGGACUAAAACAGCUAAUUUGGGGAGGUUUUACAACUGGAAAAAAUGAUUUGAUCCUCACUUUUAUGCUAAACUCAUUGUUUUGUAUUUUUUAAAAAUAUGAUUGUGAUCUCCUGACCAAGCUGGACCAGACCUGUACCUAGAUUGAACCUCUCCUCUGGGUUUUGCAACUGGAAAAAAAUCACUUUAGAUGAUUCUACCGGUAACUCAGUAGACAUUUUCACCAUGCUUCUUCUUCAUCUACUUCUGGUCCUGAGCAUAAGCUGGAAGGCAGGCUGCUCUGAGCACAAGCCCAUCACCAUCCUGUACCGCGUUUGGGAGGAGCAACCUCCGGGAACUCGGGUCGGCUGCCUGGUAGAUGACCUCUGGCAAAUGGACCAGGUGGGUCCUCUGGAGAACUUCCAGGUCGUGGAGCACGGGCGGGCUCUUCCCUUUGCCGUCAACGCUGGUGACGGUGAGGUCUCCACCCAGGGACGCUUGGACCGGGAGCAGCUGUGUCACGGGGCAGACGAGUGUGAGAUUUCCUUUAGUGUCCUGUACAGGAAGAGCGGGGCAGUGCACUACCUGCGAGUUCACGUGGAGGUGAUGGACCUGAAUGACCACAGUCCUAGCUUCUCCAGUCCCGUCCAAGAAGUGGAGAUUUCAGAGACGGCUGGCCAACGGAUGCAGAUUCCUCUGGAGGGUGCAGUGGAUCCAGACGCGGGAGCCAAUGGUCUUCAGACCUACUCGUUGUCCGACAACCAACAUUUUGCUCUGGCUUCCGCGCACGGUGGGACUAAGCAGGCGGAGCUAGUGGUGAUCAAAGAACUGGACAGGGAAGUUCAGGGGUCCUUCGAACUCACCCUGUUGGCUUGGGACAAGGGGAACCCCCCGAGGUCUGGCAGUACUUUAAUCAGAGUUAAUAUUCUGGACUCUAAUGAUAACAGUCCCACGUUUGAGGACAACGCCCCCACGGUAGAGAUACCUGAGGAUACGGAACGUGGGACUACAAUCAUCAACCUCAGAGCCACGGACCCUGACCAGGGCAGCAAUGGGGAAGUGGAGUACUCUUUAAGCAAGCACACGCAUCCUGACAUUCAGAGGCUCUUCUUCGUGGAUCCACAGAGUGGUGCUGUGAGCAUCAGAGCUCCCCUGGACUAUGAAGCCCAGACCAGCUACGAAGUGGUUGUCCAGGCCCGUGACCGCGGACCCAACUCCAUUCCCUCACACUGCAAGCUCCAUGUGAAGCUUCUGGAUGUUAAUGACAAUGCCCCGAGGAUCCACAUGACCUGGACUCAUCCCAGCUCCCCGGCUGCGACAGUGCUGGAGGGUGCCCCGGUGGACACCUUCCUUGCUUUGGUGAUUAUUUCUGAUGCUGAUUCAGGAGAAAACGGAAAAGUGACAGCUAUAAUGCAACAUGGUUCUGGCCCCUUCCGUAUCAAAAAAGUCCAUGGUGACAAUUACAUGAUCUUAACUGCAGGUGUCCUGGAUCGGGAGAAGGUGAUGGGUUAUAAUGUGACGCUGGUGGCACAGGAUUAUGGAGAUCCGCCAUUGUCCUGUGUGAAACACCUGCCCGUCAAAGUUUUGGAUGAGAACGAUAACGCACCGGUGUUUUCGUCUACGGUCUACAAAGCUUCAUUCAGGGAGAACAAUGUGGCAGGCUACCGCGCCCUCAAGGUCCAAGCACACGACGCCGACUCGGAGCUUAGCGGCAAAGUUUUGUACCACCUUCACAACUCCAGCAAUACAAAGCCACCCAACCAGCCCUUCUCCAUCCACCCAACAAGCGGUGUCGUAAAUGUCCUUCAGCCUUUGGACUAUGAAGAGCACCACUCAUACUCAUUCCUAGUGGAGGCCGUUGAUCAGGGUCACCCGCCUCUUAGGACCACGGCCACAGUGCAGAUUGACAUCCAGGAUGAGAAUGAUAACUACCCAAUCAUCAAAGAGCCUCGAGUCAAACAUGGUGUUGCUCGAAUAAGUGUUCCCAUCAAUGCGGAUCAUGGGGAGAUUGUUUCGGAGCUAGGAAAUGAUGCAGAGGAAGGGUCGGCCAUUGAGCACUCAGUCCGAGAGGGAUUCGACAGAUUUUUUGCUUCUGUUAUAAAGGCAGAAGAUUCUGACUCGGGACUGAAUGGAGAACUCCAGUACUUUAUGACCGAUGGGAACCCUGAGGGGCUUUUCUGGUUGGACCAGGUCACGGGCCAAUUGUUCGUCAACACCACCAAUGCCACCCAGCUAAUUGGGAAAACAGUAAAGGUGGGCAUUUCUGUUUCUGAUAUGGGGACCCCCAGCCUGUCCACCAAGGCAACACUAGAGGUGACUUUCAUCAACCUCAAGGAUCACUUGAAGAACUCAUCCACUGGGGACCGGGGGCGGCUCAGCUUCACAAUGAUGCUGGCCAUCUGCUUGGGGGCAACGUGCCUCUUGCUGCUUUUCGCUAUUGCCUCGGUUACCACCUUCUGUCGGUCUGACAAAAGGGACCACCGGGCCUACAACUGCAGGCAAGCUGAGUCCACAUACACCCGCCACCCGCGACGCCCGCAGAAGAACAUCAGGAAGUCGGACAUUCAGCUGAUUCCUGUUAUGAGGGACCGCAAAGAGGAGCCCCCGUUGGACGAGAGUGAAAAGAUUCUGCUGACUCCGUCACAUGACGAACAUGCAGAGAAACUUUAUGAACUGACACCGCUGAUGAUGAACUCAAGCUUACAUUCCCAAACCCACCUGGAGGUUGACGCCCUUCCCGGCAGAACAUUACGUAAACCUGCAAACAUCCAGCUGGAUGUCGCUUUACCUCUGACGCCCGCUGCAUCCAAUCGAACCCUUCGGAAGUCAAGAAACCCAUCAUCUGCGUCUUCUUCGGGGUCCCGUUCGAGCACCUUAAAGCGGGAAACGACUCCUAUGGCGGCUCCCACAGGUCAGCCGACGCUCAGGAGGUCCAAGAUGUCAGAGGGUCGGGGCUCAAGUGAUGCUGAACAGCGACAGAUGCUCCGGAAUCUGGUGCGGCUGUCCAUGGCGGCCUUUGCGGACUCCAUUGAGCUCUCAUCUGCAUCCCCAGAAGUGCAGCAAAUUUCCCAGCUGCUGUCGCUCCUUCGUCAAGGUCAGUUGCAGCCUCGGACCAACUUCCGCGGGAACAAAUACUCGCACCGAGGCACAAGGUAUGCAGGCCAGGAUUGUUCUGAUUGGCAGAGCACCAAGGACAGCGGGCAUGGCGAGAGUGAGGUCGGCGACAUGGACUGGGAGGCAGGAAGGGACUCGCCCAUCGACCCGCAACUGGAGGAGGGGCUACACGACCUGCUCAAAAACACAGACGCCUUCUCGGAAGUUGUCGACCCAUCGUGGAUGGCACGUCUGUCUGUCACUCUGUCAGGGGACUACCACGACAACGUCUUUGUGCCCAAUGAACCGCCGUCCUCUGACAGCGAGCUGAUGCCACGUCACACCUUGGAUUCCUCGUCAUCCUUCUCCACAUUCGGGAAAACCCCGGACAAGGACGGACAACUAGGCGGGGCCUUGCUGUCAGAAGUCAGCACGCUCUUUGAAAUGCUGAUGACGCAGAAGGCCGACUCACACCCAGGUCCUCGGGCCGAUGUCCUCUACCGGCUGUCUUCGGCGUAUCGGCGCUCACUAGAAGCGGACCCUGCCACGCCUGCUGUUGGCAGCCCAAGGAGGGACCUGGACCCGCGCUCUGGACGCUUUUAACACUGGAUACCAAACAAAUUACAGGAGUCUUUAUGUUACAUCAUCUCUUUUUUUUUUUGUUAAUUUAAAAUGAUUUGUUUUGGCUUGACUGCAACCUUUUCACACAUGAUGUGUGUCCAAAUAGUGCCUUAAUACCCAUAUUUCCUUUGACAAUCGUCAUUUGAAGCUAGCUUUUAUUAUCUUUUUUGUACUUAUAGUGGUUAGGGUAGCCAAUCAACUUUACAAAAAUAAGAACAAAAUAUGAAAUACUUUUACAAACUCAGAAAUACAUUUACAUGCCAAAUUACACAAAAGCAUACACACCUUGUAAAAAUAACCACAAGUUGGAACAUGACGAAAGAGAUAAAAAUUUGGUCAAGAUUGCAACCAAUGACCAAAAAUAUGACUUUUGGUAUUCAGCAUCUUCCAUAUGUGCCGUGGGAACAAAUGAAUGUAGAAAUAGCCGUCAAGAUGUCAGUCUUCCUCUGCCUUUUUAAAAAAAAUAUCCCUAUUGAUCUACUUGUGAUAGACAUGUCCACCAAAUUUCAUGCAGCAAAGUGAAACUGGCUUCACGUGCCAAAUGUUAAAAAAAAAAAAAAAAUUUAAAUAAAGGACCAUAAGAUUCCAGAAAAUGACUCGGAAGAUUAACGCUUCAAACCAGACUAGAAGCUUUCCUAUUAAUUAAAUAGUAUAGCUUUUUGAGACCUUUUUGUUCAUCUAGUCAUGAUUCACAUGUCUACCAAAUUUCAAAAUACCCUUUUUUGGCUCAGAGAAACUGGCUCUUUGAGCUGAAUUUUUAUAUAAUAGUCAAGGUAGCAAGGAUUUCUGAAAAGAAAAAAAACCUACUGAAAAUAGUAACAUCAAACCAAAAUUCUUUUCUUUUCUAUAUUAACUUUCUGAUACUUCUUGUGGGUCUACUCAUGACACACCUUCGUACCAAAAUGUAAUGUUGUAUUGAGUUGAUAUUUGGUGAAUUGAUGGAUUUUGAUGCCAUUAAGUUUUGGUUUUGGUUGUGAAGCGUUUCAUGUUCUGUAUAUGCAUUUUCAUACUUUAGUCGGAUUGAAGUUUUAAAAAAAUGUUACGUGAUAUGUAAAAUGAUGAAAUAUGACAUUUGAUUGCACUGAUGAAUGAGCACCGUUUCGCCUGGAUCCAAUUUUGUUUGCUGUAGCCAUGAAUAAAAUUGGACUUUGUACUGGAAAGAGGAAAAUGAAGACGAUUUUGUCUUUGAGGACAAAUAGACAAGUUGUCACGAGAAGGUUGGAAACAAUAAAGAGGGGAAACAGGAAGUAUGAAAAAGGAAGUCGGUUUAAUGGCGAAUAAAGUGUUGGUAGGAAAAUGGCAUCAACACUGAGUU